AUGGACUACUCUGAAUCGCUUCUGAAGAACAUAGCCAGCAUCCAUUUUUACCUGAGGGAGGGCUACUAUGGAACUGCUCUCAAAAUUUGUAAUGGAGCAGAAGCUGGGGCGCAACACAUACAGUUUCUGAAAGGAAUUGCAUUGAACCUCAGCGGCAAAGCAGCAGAAGCAAUGCGCUUGCUGGAGCCAUUGAGAGCAGGCGACUAUGCACUUGGGGUACUUUAUGCUUUGAAGCAGUCCCAUCAUAUGGCAGAAAAUCCUGAUCGUCAAUCACUACUCGAGAUAGAAUCCGAAAUUUCUUCUCUCAUUGAUGCUCCAGCUUUGGGGCAAUAUGUUGCAGCUGAAGCCCUCUUUUUCGUGAAAGAUUACGCAAAAGCAAAAUUACUCAUCGACAAAAUCACGAAGGCUGAUCCAGAAAAUGCUAUGUUCGCUUGCCUUUCUGGAUGGAUAGAGAUUUAUUCUGGACGCGAUCAGAAGUCGACGAUGGAAUUAUUCGACAAAGCCAUCGCCGGGCAUUACUUGGAUGGCUACGUCGGGAAAAUGACUGUGCUGUCCUCGAGACAGCUCGCAAACGACAUGAAAGCUCUAGCGAAG
This is a messenger RNA of Cylicostephanus goldi, 594 nucleotides long. NCBI's taxonomy places the organism in Eukaryota, Metazoa, Nematoda, Chromadorea, Rhabditida, Strongylidae. The record is from the annotation of a GenBank genome assembly.